This is a messenger RNA of Paramuricea clavata, 3467 nucleotides long. The record is from the annotation of a GenBank genome assembly. NCBI's taxonomy places the organism in Eukaryota, Metazoa, Cnidaria, Anthozoa, Malacalcyonacea, Plexauridae.
AAGCGUAGACCACAACCCAAUCUCCUUGGAUGACAUGAACUUCCUAGAACAAUUAAAGAUUGGAAUUCACAAGACACCUAACGGCCACUAUGAAAUGCCACUCCCAUUCCGUAACGGAUCGCCAGAGCUACCAAGCAACAAACUGCUAGCAUUGCGUCGGCUACAAGGGCUGAAGACACGACUGCAGAAAGAUCAACGCUAUCACCAACACUACAAAUCCUUCAUGAAUGAUCUACUCCAAAGAGGUUACGCCGAACCCGUUCCCGAAGUGGAAUCGAACGUUGGAAGCAAAAUAUGGUACAUUCCGCAUCAUGGGGUCUACCACCCUCAGAAGCCCGAUAAACUUCGUGUCGUGUUUGAUUGUGGCGCAAGUUAGCAUGGCGAGUCACUUAACCAACACCUGUUACAAGGCCCCGACCAAACGAACGGUUUAAUCGGUGUCCUAUCAAGAUUUCGACAGUACCCUAUCGCGUUUUCCUGCGACGUCGAAGGCAUGUUCCAUCAGUUCCACGUGAGUGCGGAACAUCGAAACUACUUAAGGUUCCUAUGGUGGGAGAAUGGAGAUGUCUCUAAGGAACCAAACGAAUAUAGAAUGACGGUCCACCUAUUUGGUGCAACCUCGUCCCCAGGUUGCGCAAAUUAUGGGCUAAAGGCUAUUGCAGAAAACAACAAGCAAGAAUUCGGCGAAGACGUCGCGAACUUUGUUAAACGGGACUUCUAUGUCGACGACGGACUGAAGUCUUUAAAGUCAGUUCCAGAAGCUGUGUCGAUCAUCCAUAAGACAAAGGAUAUGCUUUCUCGUGGCGGCCUUCGGUUACACAAGUUCGUGUCGAAUUCAAAGGACGUCUUGUCUACAAUUUCUCCAUUGAUCGAGCGUCAAAUCUGAAGGAUUUAGAUUUCAAUGACGGUCCCCUCCCUGUGGAGCGAACCUUGGGUACACAGUGGUGCAUCGAGUCCGAUUCGUUUAAGCUACGAAUAAUCUUACAGCUCAAGCCCUGUACGCGCCGCGGAAUCCUGUCUACCAUCAGUUCCAUAUACGAUCCCCUUGGGUUCGCCGCUCCCUUCCUGUUAAUUGGAAGACAGAUCCUCCAAGACCUAUGCCGAGACCAAGCAGAUUGGGAUGAUCCGGUUCCAGAGGAAGUGCGUCAAAGAUGGGAGAAGUUUAGAAGGGACUUACUUAUGCUCGACAAGUUGAAAGUUCCUCGGUGUGUCGCGCCAACUGGAUUUGAAGAAGUAACCUCUGUCGAAUUACAUCACUUCUCGGACGCUAGUACUACCGGUUAUGGACAGUGCUCCUACAUCCGCCUUGUCAACUCAGAGCAAGAAGUUCAUUGCGCCUUCAUCAUGGGAAAAUCUCGAGUGGCACCGCUCAAGCACAUCACGAUCCCUCGCCUCGAACUAUCAGCAGCCCUUGUCGCAGUUAAGGUGAGCACCAUGCUUAACAUUGAACUUAGUUAUGAGAACAUUGUUAACGUAUUUUGGACCGACAGCAAGGUGGUGUUGGGAUAUAUCAGCAACGAUUCGAGACGGUUUCAAGUGUUUGUAGCAAACCGCGUACAACAAAUACGAAACGCCACGUCACCCCAGCAGUGGAAUCACGUAGAAAGCGAAGAUAACCCGGCCGACGACGCCUCGAGAGGUUUGAAAGCAGAACAGCUCGUCGAAGAUACACGAUGGUUGAACGGCCCUGCCUUUCUUUGGAAGCCAGACCUUCAAUUGCCCACCCAACAGAGAUGGAUGCCUGCAGAUGACGACCCGGAAGUGAAGAAGGUUAAAUCGCUCGCAACCGCAACGGUCGAAACCAAAUGUUCGUCGAUGCUUGAUCGUUUGAACUAUUUCUCAUGCUGGUACCGAGCGAGACGUGCGAUCGCGAAUUGUAUGAAUCUCAAGAAUCGUUUGAAAUGCCGUAUCUCAAACCGCAGUUCCUCCGAUAAGCAAACGAAGAGCUCACCGGUAAUCAACGUAGAGGAUCUUCAAAGGGCGGAGUCAGAGAUAAUACAAAUGGUUCAAGAGAAAGAGUUUCCAGAAGAGAUGAAAAUACUGCGUUCACUUCAGAAGAAAGACCCUAACCGUAAAGAAACAGUGAAAAUUAAGGCAUCACUAAAGAAAACGAGCUGUCUCUAUCGACUGGAGCCAUUCCUCGACCCCUGUGGUGUACUACGCGUCGGAGGACGACUAAAGAAAUCAGAUCUCCCUUAUCACGUGAAGCAUCCCGCUGUCCUCCCCAGGAAAGGACAUUUAACCACCCUGAUAAUACGACACUACCAUCAGAAGACUGCUCAUCAAGGACGCGGUAUGACGGUGAACGAGUUGAGAUCUAACGGGUAUUGGAUAAUCGGCGGUAGUUCGGCCGUUGGAUAUUACAUCAGCGAUUGUGUUGCUUGUCAAAAGCGCCGAGGAAACGUCCAAGAACAAAAAAUGGCGGACUUACCCGAAGACAGGAUGAAAACAGAAGCCCCCUUCACGUAUUGUGGUGUUGAUUACUUUGGUCCAUGGCUCAUUAAGGAAGGAAGAAAAGAGUUGAAACGCUACGGAGUACUCUUUACAUGCCUGUCAUCUCGUGCGAUCCACAUUGAAGUGGCCAAGACGUUGGAAACCAGCUCAUUUAUUAACGUUCUUCGAUGCUUUCUGGCAAGACGAGGUCCCAUCCGUCAGCUACGCUCAGACCAAGGAACGAAUCUGGUAGGAGCACGGACAGAACUACGCGAGAUCUUGACGCAAAUGGACCAGAACGAAGUUCAGCAGUUUUUGCUCAAACGAGAGUGCGACUGGUUCGAGUUUAAAUUGAAUACCCCCACUGCAAGUCAUGCUGGCGGCGUGUGGGAACGGAUGAUUCGAACAGUACGAAGUGUGCUCGAUGGACUACUGGAACAACAUGGUACCCAAUUAGAUGAAGAAUCACUACGCACGCUGCUCUGCGAAGUCGAGUGUAUCGUGAACAGCCGUCCAAUAGCAGGAACAAAUACCCCGGAAGAAGAGCCGCUAACGCCGAACCAUUUACUGACGAUGAAGAUGCGAGUAUUAAUGCCACCCCCUGGCGAAUUUCAAAGGAACGACAUCUACCUCGUGAAAAGAUGGCGACGGGUUCAAUACCUCACGAAUUGCUUCUGGGAACGAUGGAGAAAGAGCUACUUAAUGUCGUUGCAAGAGAGACAAAAAUGGAACAAGCCGCGUCGUAACAUCCAAGUUGGAGAUAUUGUUUUGCUGAAGGACCAAUCAAUCGCCCGUAAUCAUUGGAAAACUGCGCGAGUGGAAGAAGCGUAUCAAGAUGAAGAUGGAUUGGUGCGUAAGGUGAAGGUUGUCGUUGGCGAUGCACAAUUAACCAGAAACGGGAAAAGAAUACGCAAUCGAUCUGUUCUAGAACGACCAAUCCAGAAACUUGUAUUGCUAUUUAAGUCGGACAGUUGUGAUGAGGAUUCCCCAACGGGGAGCUUAGUGUAAAUUGAUUAACAAUUUAGGGGAGCCAU